Messenger RNA from Haliotis rubra (blacklip abalone), 2922 nucleotides. Its product is annotated as protein turtle homolog B-like. The transcript is spliced from 5 exons. The record is from RefSeq and is a predicted model, not a curated record. Lineage: Eukaryota; Metazoa; Mollusca; Gastropoda; Lepetellida; Haliotidae. The coding region runs from base 150 to 770 and encodes 206 amino acids.
CUUAUGUCAGCGCCCCUGUUCAAGCUACACCAGGUCAGACUGUGACAUUAACAUGCUCCUUCCCUGCCCGAAAUCUGUCUCGGACUACACAAGUGGCCUACAGCUGGACAAAGAACAACAUCCCGAUAGAGGGUGGCCAAAGGUAUCAGAUGAGGGAUGGUUCUCUCACUAUUACAGAUGUCAGGGGGGAUGACCAGGGUGGAUAUUCCUGUCGGAUUGAGAAGCAAAACUCGGCCUCUGAAUGGAGCGAGACUAUUCAAGUCAUGGUGUUGGCAGAUCCUGCUCCCUAUGUCAGCGCACCUGUUCAAGCCACACCAGGUAAGACUGUGACAUUGACAUGCUCCUUCGCUGCCCGAAAUCUGUCUUGGACUACACAAGUGGCCUACAGCUGGACAAGGAACAACAUCCCGAUAGAGGGUGGCCAAAGGUAUCAGAUGAGGGAUGGUUCUCUCACUAUUACAGAUGUAAGGGAGAAUGACCAGGGUGGAUAUUCCUGUCGGACUGAGAAGCAAAACUCGUCCUCUGAAUGGAGCGAGACUAUUCAAGUCAUGGUGUUGGCUGAUCCAUCACUUACAACAGCCGUUGUUGCUGGUGCAGCUGCAGCAGUCAUUGCAGUGGUUGCAGUCAUAUUCGUCGUAUUUCUCUUUCUAUACAAAAGAACAAAACGUUCAUUGGAAGCAAGAUAUAUCACACCAGUCAGUGUUCGAAUGAGCGACAUCGACAAGUCCGCCAUAGACGAUACAGAUGUUUACACGCUUAUAGAAGACUAGUAACCUCCUAAUGAAUGUUUUGAUAAGCAUUUUAGGUUACUGCAAAGGAUAAUGCUGCGUUGAGCAUGAUUUUACUUCUAUCAUAGUGUUUCAUUCCAGUAUGCGAGGUUUAAUACUUAAACGAAUUCCGGGGGAGUUGUUAACUGGUGCCAACUGAUUAUCAUCGGGGUCAAUACGGGAUUCGAAUCUAGCAUUUCGAAUUUUGCAAACGAAACAUACAUUAAUUGUAUUUAGUCGUUAGAAUGUUUGUCCUAUUUUAUAUAUGUUAGACGCAUGUCCACAUGUAUUUUUAUAUUCAUGUUUUUAACACAUUUUAUAUUGCAAUGAAAAACCCAGCUUUUGUGUCCCUUUGAUCAUUAUUUCGGUAAUAGGAAAGUGUAUUAGAUUUGUAUAUUUCCUUUGUGUUGGAAGCUAGUACGAUGCUAUUCACGUGUACGACUGUUUGUGAAACCACACCUUUCACAGUGCUAAUAAUCUCGAGCUGGCAAUGAGACUCCGACUAAUUAUCAGCUGUCAAUAAUGUUUUCAGGGUUCCUGAAUUAUACCGCCGUUCAUAUGUUGAUGAAAAGCAGUUACAACCAUAAUGUUCUUUGCCAUAGUGGUUAUUUUUCAGAAUUGUGCAUGCUUCUGGAAGCGCACGUAAUAUCUCCAAACAAUCAUCAUCUUCCUGAAUUGAACCCAUUUCAUUUGUUGACCAGCUUUAGCAAAGGUGCAUGUGUUCCUAUGGACGGCCAGAAAGGUGAACAGUGAACGUGAAAAAUGUCACACAUAUAUUUUGAAGACUGCAAAUAUAAAUUAAGAUUAAUUAAUUGCCGUUAAGAACAUAAUCUGCCACAAAUAGAUGCUAUAUAUGUAUCGCAAUCCAAUAUGUACGUCGCACAAAUGCAAGCUAACACGUUUUAAUCUCCUAAUAUUGAUAACAUUUAAAAAACGAAAAGAAAAUAUGUUCAUUAGACAUUUUAAACCUAAGCUGAAUUCAAAAGUGUGUAGUUCAUGUGUACUCUCACCAAACUGAAGUUACGCCUAUGACGACAAAGGCAUUCAGAUGUCACUGGCAUAAUGCUGGUUGUCUGCCUUUGACUAGUUAUUGCGUUUCCAUCACUAAAGAAGAGUGACGUGGCGUUUCCAUAACAUCACAUUGGCAGCUUACAAUGACAAUGAGUGGUAAAGACGAUGUUACAAUUUUCAUGUUCCUUUUUAAUAUUUUUUCCAAACUUUACGCUGCAUUGUCUCAGCUGUAUUCACUUUGAAAAAAAUGAAAUACCUUGAAUUCUAUUUCCAUUCCCGUUGUGCAUUUAUAGAUAUAAUUGCUUAAAGAUAUGCACCUUGUUUUGUGUCCUUUAUUUGUUGUUUAUAGAUAAUUUAUAUACAAUGUUCGCCUACAUAUACUGAAUAAGUGCAACAAUUUUCCCCGGUUACAUUUUCAGUAUCUUAAUUUCCUAGUCGAACUUGCACGUGCUAAUAUCUGUUUUAUGUUAUGACUGUGUCAUUUUUACAUUGGCCAUAGUUCGAUUAAUUUUAACAUCAGCAGUAAAUUACAAUUGGAAUUUUUUGUCUAAUGUUAUAGACAAGUUUUCGGAUCCUUUUAGUUAUGCGUAUAUACAUAGGCUAAGUGUUAUUGUUUUGCUUAUCACGCACUUUCAAUGUUUUGCUCAUCCAUCUGAAUAUAGCUGUAGCUUUACUUACUCGAUCUUGUACAAGUAUCCGACGAUACUAACAUAGUUUGUAUUCAUGUUAUGUUUACUUCUAAAUAUCCAUGUGUAUGUGUAUAGCCUAUGUGCUGUUUCUAUCCAUAUAACCAUUUCUUCAUAUCAUCAUCAUGUUUGUUGGUAUGAUUAUUUCAACUCUUCGGGAGCACCAUAUAUUGAGUUUAGAUAUGUACGUGGUACCAUCAAAGACGAGCAUCAGGUACAAUACAUGUUCCUGUCAAUGAGCAGGUAUCGAGUCCGUUAGAGGAGUGUGGCACAUUAUUGGUUGCAGACUACGCCACAGAGAUCCUCCAGUACAAAAUCUCGCAAUAUCCUGAACCGAAGGCAAUACUUAAACGUCAAAUUCAAAAUCUGAUACAGUCAAUGAGGAGGAGGGUCGCUUAUGUUCUUGCAGUUACACCAGAUCUUGGCAUUAUGCUCACUCACUGAUACUUAUGUUAUUG